Molecule: messenger RNA, 2380 nt
Organism: Oncorhynchus kisutch (coho salmon)
Lineage: Eukaryota; Metazoa; Chordata; Actinopteri; Salmoniformes; Salmonidae
Gene: alg2
Product: ALG2 alpha-1,3/1,6-mannosyltransferase
Exons: 5
Coding region: 199-1422 (407 amino acids)
Biological process (GO): dolichol-linked oligosaccharide biosynthetic process
Cellular component (GO): endomembrane system
Molecular function (GO): GDP-Man:Man(1)GlcNAc(2)-PP-Dol alpha-1,3-mannosyltransferase activity
Source: RefSeq, a predicted model, not a curated record
UCAUAGGAAGCGACGUGCUCCAGAGGGUGUCAUCUGACUCUAUUUUGGUUCAACACAGGGGGAUUUUGCCGUUGUAAAUGAAUUGAACAUUUGAGCCAUCAUGUCGAUUAGUAGGCACAGUGGCCUAUUAGUGUUCGUAAGUUGACCACUAUUUCCUGGACACAAGUUGGACAGACUGCAUUAUCAAGGAGUGAAAGGAUGGUGCGGGUGGUGUUUCUCCACCCAGACCUGGGUAUAGGUGGUGCAGAGAGGCUGGUGGUGGAUGCAGCUGUAGCUCUACGCUCUCGCGGCUGCAGUGUUCAGAUCUGGACGGCCCACCAUGAUCCCACACACUGCUUCUCAGAGACACUGGACCCAGACCUGAACGUGGUGUGUGUUGGUGACUGGUUGCCCACCAGUGUGUUUGGGUACCUGCAUGCCCUGUGUGCCUACCUCAGGAUGAUCUACGUAGCUCUCUACCUGGUCUUCCUCAGUGGAGUAGAGUACGACGUGGUCUUCUGUGAUCAGGUGUCGGUGUGUAUCCCAGUCCUGAGGUUGUCUCGUCAGAAGAAAAAGGUUCUGUUCUACUGUCAUUUCCCAGACCAGCUCCUGACCCAGAGAGGCUCAGCUCUGAAAAAGCUCUACCGCGCCCCCAUAGACAGACUGGAGGAACUCACCACUGGCAUGGCUGAUAUGGUGCUGGUGAACAGUUGUUUCACCGCAGUGGUCUUUAGGGAGACCUUCCGUUCCCUGGAUGGGGUCCAGACUGACGUCCUCUAUCCCUCCCUCAACACACACAGCUUUGACAGCCCCCCUGAGGAGCAGCUAGAGCAGGGUCUGGGGGGCUUGAUCCCUGAAGGUGUGUCCUGCCUCUUCCUGUCUCUGAACCGCUAUGAGAGGAAGAAGAGCCUGGGUCUGGCCCUGGAGGGCCUCUCUUCCCUGAAGACCCGCCUCGCCACAGGGGACCAGGCAGGAAUCCACCUGGUGGUGGCAGGGGGGUACGACGGCCGUGUUGCUGAGAAUGUCCAGCACUAUGCUGAGCUGAAGGAGCUAGCAGCACGGCUGGGAUUGGAGGACUCUGUCACCUUCCUGCGCUCUCCCUCAGACAGCCAGAAGGUGGCGCUGUUGCGGGGCAGUGCAUGCGUCCUCUACACGCCCAGCAGAGAGCACUUUGGGAUAGUGCCAGUGGAGGCCAUGUACUGCUGCUGUCCCGUCAUUGCUGUGAGGUCUGGAGGGCCUCUGGAGAGUGUAGGUGACGGGGAGACGGGCUUCCUGUGUGAGCCCACGGCCGAGGCCUUCUCCCUGGCCAUGGAGAAGCUGUUCAGAGACCCCCAGCUCCGCAGGGACAUGGGCCAGGCCGGCAGAAGGCGGGUUCAGGAGAAGUUCUCCCUGGAGGCCUUCUCAGACCAGCUGCACGGGUACAUCCUCAGGCUGACCCAGUGACACCUCUGCUGGAGCAGUAACUGGGCUGGGGUGCGUUAGCGGAGCAGCUUUCGGUAAAAGUCGCCCUUAGACACAUCUAGAUCAGCUUACCUUCUCUCAAUCCCUGCCUAAAUCCUAACCAAAGAAUGGAGAACUGACCUGAGAUCAGCAUCUCAUUGGUGCAUUUUCAUCCUACUGCAACUAUAGCCAGGUAGAGGUGGAUGGACUAGAUAUGUAGGGAUAAAAUAUGGUUACUGAGGACUGGAGGACAGACUGGGGAGAGGUAAUGUAGAGGUACGCUGACUGAGGAGGACUCUAGACAAUUAGUCAUUGUUCCUCCAGGAGGGGUUACUGAGGACUGGAUUACAGACUGGGGAGGGGGGGGGGGUAAUCUAGAGGUACGCUGACUGAGGAGGACUUUAGACAAUUAGUCAUUGUUCCUCCAGGAGGGGUUGCUGAGGGAAUGGAGGGAUGGAAUCUCAGCUCCAAUUAACAAAAGAGUAAGGACUUUACCCAUACUGCCCCGGGGCCUCUCGUAACAAUACCAGCACCGGCCCUUGGUUCCAGAAGUGUGUGUGUGUGAGGGGGUGACCAGGGGCUUAAUGAACCAGAGCUACAAAACCACUAGGAUGGGUCUGUAGUGUGAUAGACGUGCUGCUGUGUGUUUGCGCAUGCCACCGAGCGCCAUUAGCCAGUUGGCAGCCACAGAUCGAUCAGCAGGAUGUUUGCCACUUCCUCUGCCCUUUCAGACCUUGGUUACUUUUCACAAUGAGGGAAUGUUUGGCCUGUACAUUGCUGUUGCUGUCGGUCUCUGGGUUAUUAGGAGAUGAUGCUGUGUGUUGGUCAUUAUGUGUGUGUAGUAUAGAAGGUCAUGUUGUCUGCUGGUCAGUCUGUGUUACUAACCUCUAGAAGAGCUCUUAUUGACAUUCCUCAAGUCUUAAUAAAACAGUCAGAGGACACAUAUCUGGUUUACCAACUC